UCUAACUAUUCUUGCCUAUAAAAUCUCAUCAUCUGCCUUUUUUUGCUAGUAUGUAUUUAUCUCCCAAAGUUUCAACACAUUUUGCCGCUUUUCUUCAAUGCUCUUAGCCCAUGAUAGUGACGGGCGUGAGACAGAGAUUUCGGAACUUAUUACACCCUAGAACAUAACUUGAUAGAGAGAUUUCUUCUGUUGAACUGCCAUACUUUCUGCUGUUUGACCUUGUCAAACUGUAAUUUGGCGUUUCUUGUGUAGAUUUCCUCCAAAGUUGAUAUAUGACUUCCUAAUUAUUCUAGUAUUCUAAUUGGCUGGAUUGCACAGACCCCUGUACAGACUUUUGGGCGGCACGAGUACUACAGCACGUAAGCACUUGAUAUCAAAUAGCGGCAGCCACGGCUGGCCUUGCGGCGAGGGUGAAGAGACUCCACUGCGCCGAGGAUCUGUAAAGUAAGACUGAGGGAAGGGGAGAGAAGCAUCUUACUGCAUCUCUAUGCGCCUUCUUUCCUGUUCCCAAUGAAGAAUCCUGGCGGGUUUCCAGCCUGUUUCAGCUUUGCAGUGGCGACUGUGAGAUCGACGCGCCAACCAAGCCCCGACUCCACCCCAGACUUGCAACACUUACCGUCGUCCUGCUCCGUACCUUUGACCCAUCUACAACUCCACUUCCAAGCCUCAUUCUUCUCAGCUUGUUCUGUUAUUUUUGUCCCAUUAUCAACACUCUCUCUUAUACCCCGUUUUGUUCUUGUUUGUGAACGACUUCAUGACCUGCAAUCUAUCUCAUUUACCCUCUUAUUAUCAACAGCCGCCUGUCGCUUAUCCAACGCACGUAUCCGAACCAUCCACCCCCCUUACGAAACGAUUCACAUCGAGAGACACAAGAGGGUCCAAUACGCCAUCAAGGCGACACCUUCUCUAUAUCAUUGCCGCUGUCGCCCUAGAGGCUGAGGCAGGGCCAUAAUGGCGUACAACAACUCACAGCCAUACCACAGCGGCGGCGCACAAAACCAGCCCUAUUACAACAGCUACGACGACGACCGCGAACUCCCAAGACUACCCUCAUAUUCACCGCAGCCGGGCCAACCCAUAGUACCACAACCCUCGAGUUCACCCUUCGUCGGCCCCUUCGACGACCACGUAUACCCUGCGAGCAACAAGGGAAGCAGCCCGAGCCUGGCGGGAAACUCGCCAUACUACGGACAAGGAGAGGCGACGCCGGGAACCUCCAACGACUUCAUACCCCUACAAGACCAACCGAGGCAAAAGACCCUACCAAUGCGCCACCAGUAUCCCUCGCAAGACCAUAUAUACGAUGCGGGACCCCCAGAGGACCCGCCGAAGCCGAGACGCAGAGGGUUGGGCAUGUUCAAGGGCGAGCCGGGCGUAAGGACGGCGUGGGUGGUUUGGUUCUUUACCACCAUCCAGGUUGCCGUCUUCAUUGCUGAGCUUGUCAAGUCUGGCCAGCUCACCGGUCUUCCCAUCCAGGUCAAGCCAUCGUUCAACCCCAUGAUCGGCCCCUCCCCAUACGUCCUCAUCAGCAUGGGCACCCGCUACACACCGUGCAUGCGCCGCAUGGACGCGAUCCAGAACACCACCGAGAUUACCUGGCCCUGCCCCUACUCCACGUCGACCAACCCCGACGCUGCCGAGAACGCCUGCACGCUCUCCCAGGCAUGCGGCUUCGGCGGUGUUCCCGAGCCAGCCUACGAAAAGGGCCAGGCCGCGCCCAACCAGUGGUUCCGCUUCAUUACCCCAAUGUUCCUGCACGCGGGACUCAUCCAUAUCGGUUUCAACUUGCUCCUCCAGGUCACCAUUGGCCGAGAGAUGGAGCAGUCCAUCGGCCAUAUCCGCUUCGCCCUCAUGUAUCUCUCCUCGGGGAUCUUCGGCUUCGUCCUCGGUGGUAAUUUUGCCGCCUCAGGAAUCUCCUCCACCGGCGCCUCUGGGUCCCUCUUUGGCAUCAUAGCCCUCAUGCUCCUUGAGCUCCUCUACACGUGGUCCGAGCGCCCCAACCCCUGGAGAGAUCUUGCUUUCGUCUGUCUCGACAUCGUCAUCUCCUUCGUUCUCGGACUCCUCCCCGGACUGGACAACUUCUCCCACAUUGGCGGGUUCCUGAUGGGCCUCGCCAUUGGCAUCUGCAUUCUUCACUCCCCCACCUCCCUGACCCGCAAGGUUGGCGCCGAGCCGCCGUACGAGACUGUUGGCAAGCGCGGGACUGGACCUAGUGAGGUGUCGCGCUUUGUGAAGGCACCGCUUGGGUUCUUUAAGGCGCGCAAGCCGUUGUGGUGGGUGUGGUGGCUCAUUCGCGCUGCGGCGCUGAUCCUCAUUCUGGUGCUGUUCAUUGUGCUCCUUAACAACUUCUAUAAGUACCAGAAGGAGUGCUCAUGGUGCAAGUACCUGAGUUGUCUACCCGUGAAGGACUGGUGCGAACAGGGCGAGCUCAACUUCCAGAGUAAGGCCCAGCCUAUGACGACACUGUUAUCGAGAUCAAUGCCAACGGCGGCGCCUUGAUGAAGUGGUGAUUGACAAGAUGUCCACGGUGCAUCGUCAUGUAGGCGACGGGCGAUUUGACGAUUACCAGGGGGAGUUCGAACAGGGGUGUCACCUUCCCACCAUAUUACAUAGCUGCGGAGAGGAGGGAAAGCAUAGGGACGGCGUUGCGUUACCAGGCUUUCCGUGCCCAUGGCUAAAUUAAUUCCAUACCCUGGUGGCAUUUUGCUUCUCAUGUAGUGUACAGCUAAGCAAACACGGGUCGCUGGAUUUCAAGUAGAGACAGACAGGCCGGUGGGGAAUAGACUCGGCCCCACCUCACGAAACAACGUAAUUUUUGUACUGUAUCUCCAUGAUCUUGUCCCGUCUAGUUUUGUGGGCCUCGAUAUGUGACAUCCUGUUCAUCAUAUCCGCUGCAUCGAUAUAUCCCACCCCAUGAUAUCUACGAGUAAUCAAACCCCCUACCGCAUCCAUCCAAGCCGUCAAAACUCCCCCUUACCCCCAACCAGCCCCGCUCAAAAACA
Pseudogymnoascus destructans is the source of this 3002-nucleotide messenger RNA. RefSeq lists its product as uncharacterized. The transcript is spliced from 3 exons. Gene Ontology annotation, biological process: proteolysis. Gene Ontology annotation, cellular component: membrane. The record is from RefSeq and is a predicted model, not a curated record. Gene Ontology annotation, molecular function: serine-type endopeptidase activity. Bases 952 to 2499 code for a protein of 515 amino acids. NCBI's taxonomy places the organism in Eukaryota, Fungi, Ascomycota, Leotiomycetes, Thelebolales, Thelebolaceae.